Eimeria acervulina is the source of this 252-nucleotide messenger RNA. RefSeq lists its product as hypothetical. Lineage: Eukaryota; Apicomplexa; Conoidasida; Eucoccidiorida; Eimeriidae. The record is from RefSeq and is a predicted model, not a curated record. The transcript is spliced from 2 exons. The coding region runs from base 1 to 252 and encodes 83 amino acids.
AUGGUUAAGAUGGAGUCCCACGAGGUGUUCGUGAAGCCGUCUGCAGUGCAGCUUUUGCUGAAAGACUCGCCUUUGGGCAGGCGGCGGCGACGCUCUCGCCAUACAUUUUGCCGGUUCGUCACUCUUGGCGUCUUCUAUAGUCCUUCCAAGACAGGGUCUAACACCGAGUGGCUUCUUGAGCCCGAUCUGAAGGAUCGAGAUGAGCAGCAGACACGGAGUACAACCGGGCACUGCAACAGGUCCAAGAUCUAG